This is a messenger RNA of Rangifer tarandus platyrhynchus (Svalbard reindeer), 762 nucleotides long. Lineage: Eukaryota; Metazoa; Chordata; Mammalia; Artiodactyla; Cervidae. The record is from the annotation of a GenBank genome assembly.
AUGGAAGUGGCGGUGCCGCUUCUGUGUCUGGCGGCGACUGUCCUGGUAUGGGGCGUCCUCUGGGUUUGGGGCUCCUGGGAGCGAGUGACGAGGCCGGAGCAGGCUGGCCUGCCCGGAGGCGGAAGCCGGACACUUCUGGUGACGGCGCACCCCGACGAUGAAGCCAUGUUCUUUGCUCCCACUAUUCUAGGCUUGACCCGCCUGCGGCACCAGGUGUUCCUGCUCUGCUUCUCCGCAGGAAAUUACUACAAUCAAGGGGAGAUCCGUAAGAAGGAACUCUUGCAGAGCUGUGAUGUUCUGGGGAUUCCCCCCUCCAACAUAAUGAUUAUUGAAAACAGGGAUUUCCCAGAUGACCCAGACGUGCGCUGGGACCCAGAGCGGGCAGCUGAUGUCCUCCUCCAGCACGUAGAGGCCAACGGCAUCACCCUGGUGGUGACCUUUGAUGAGGGGGGCGUGAGCGGGCACAGCAACCACGUGGCUCUGAAUGCAGCUGUGAGGACCCUGCACGCAGAAGGGAAGUUACCUAAAGGGUGCUUGGUGCUCACGCUCCAGUCUGUGAACCUGCUGCGCAAAUACCUCUAUCUGCUGGACCUACCCUGCUCCCUGCUGCUUGCCCGCGACGCCCUCUUCGUGCUCACCCAACGCGAGGCAGCCCAGGCCCAGAGAGCCAUGUCCUGCCACCACAGCCAGCUGCUCUGGUUCCGCCGCCUCUAUGUGCUGUUCUCCCGCUACAUGAGGAUCAACUCUCUGAACUUCCUCUGA